AUGUUAUGCAAAGAACCAUUUGUCUUACCGGCUGAAGAAACCACAGUAAUCGACUUAGGAAUUGCUGUGGAAGUUCCUAAAAACAGCCUGAUGCAAUUAGCAUCAAGGUCGUCGCUCGCAAAGAAAGGAAUAACCGUCGAAGGAGGAAUUGUUGAUGCAGGCUAC
Messenger RNA from Ambispora gerdemannii, 165 nucleotides. The record is from the annotation of a GenBank genome assembly. NCBI's taxonomy places the organism in Eukaryota, Fungi, Glomeromycota, Glomeromycetes, Archaeosporales, Ambisporaceae.